Messenger RNA from Tilletiopsis washingtonensis, 6263 nucleotides. RefSeq lists its product as hypothetical. Gene Ontology annotation, biological process: maturation of SSU-rRNA from tricistronic rRNA transcript (SSU-rRNA, 5.8S rRNA, LSU-rRNA); positive regulation of transcription by RNA polymerase I. The transcript is spliced from 3 exons. The coding region runs from base 41 to 6130 and encodes 2029 amino acids. Gene Ontology annotation, molecular function: snoRNA binding. The record is from RefSeq and is a predicted model, not a curated record. Gene Ontology annotation, cellular component: 90S preribosome; t-UTP complex; small-subunit processome. NCBI's taxonomy places the organism in Eukaryota, Fungi, Basidiomycota, Exobasidiomycetes, Entylomatales.
CCCUCCUCGGCUCUCUCGCACUUCCCGUGCAGCCGCCAGCAUGACGUCCCUCGCGGCGCAGCUCUCGGCCGUGCGCUCGCUCAAUGCGUCGCGCCUCGCCUCGUCGGCGGCGCUCACGAGCCAGGUCUCCUACCUCUUCCCCGCCGACACGGCCGCGACGCAGGACAUUGCCACGGUGCAUGCGCUCGGCGUCAACGGCUGGUCGGCCCUCUGCGCACAGGAUGCGGCACUGGCGCGCUGGGAAGGCGGCGUGAUGCUCUUUGGCGAGACGAGCAAGGAGCUCGACCGCGUGACGCGCGGCAAGGAGGAAAACGAGCAGAUCGACCGCCUCGUGGCCGCCUGGCUCGCCAAGGUCGGCGCCGUGCUGCUCGGCAAGCCGGCCGCCAAGUGUCUCGAGUGGCUCGUCCGCCGCUUCCGCAUUCAAGAAUUCAGCGUGCCAGAGCUCGUCGGGGCGUUCCUGCCGUACCACGAGACGCCGCAGUUUGCGCGCAUGCUCCAGAUCUGCAAGCUCGACAAUUCGCCGUCUCUGGCAUUCCUCGUGCCGCUGCAGAAGAGCGGCACGCCGCUGCCCUCUUCUGUCCUCCUCAAGGCGCUCAUGGGCCCGGCGCACUCGACGCCCUCGCUCGAGACGCUCCGCUUCAUCGUCGGCCUCGUCUCACCCACGCAGCGCCCGCACCGUGCGCUGCUCGGCUUCUGGACCAGCACGCUGGCGCAGCUGUGCCUGCGCUGGUCCGGCCAGGCCGCCGGCGCCUCUGCUGCGGCGACGCGCAAGCGCAGUGCGCCCGGCGCGGAGGACAUGCUGCCGAUCCUGCUCCCGGCUGCGGUCAGCAUGGCCACUGCGCAAGGCACGGGCGCCCACGACUCGAACCUCGGCGGCCUGAUGCUGCUCUGCGCAAUCGGCUCGGCCUUUCCCCUGGCGCCGCUGGCUGUGCGCACCACGCUGGAUGCGGUCUUUGCCGCACCCCUGCCGCCGAGCAGCGCGCGCGCCGCCGUCGCUGCUGCCUACACGCUCGUGUGCGGCGUCGACGAGCAGGACAGCCCGCUGGCUCUGCAGACGCCUGCGGACGCCCUCAUCUCGCCCAGCACCCUCGAGGCGCUUCUCGCGCUGCCGAACCUGGAGCAGGAUCUGGCGAUCGCCGCUGCGUCGUACAGCAUCCGGCCGUUCCUUGCACACAUGGUGCAGGCUCUCAUCAGCUCUGGAAGCCGCCCGGAGCUGCUCGCCUCGCUCCUGACGGCCGAGACGACGCCCGACGACGUUGUGCGCGCCGCAGUGGUGCUGCUGCUCGCCGGCGCCGCUGCCGAUGGCCGCGCACUGCGCCUCCAGACGCUCGCGCAGCUGCGCCAGCGCCGGCCUGCUAUCGUCGACGAUGCCGUGCGCGAGCUCACGGGCGAGCUCGUCUCGGACGAGCAGCGCACUGCCACGUGGGCGUCGAUGCGUGGCGUCCUCCGCCUGCAGGCCGGCGGCUCGACCGAUGCGAAGGACGGCGACGAUGCGCUGUGGCUCGGCGUCAAUGAUGCCGAGCCCGGCGCGCGCGCUCUGGCGCUGCGCUCUCUCGCAGAUGCCGUGGCCAGCGGCGAGCUCUCGGCCAAGGACACGUUCGUGAGGGACGUGCUUCGCGCGCGGCUCGCCGACACCGACGUGGACGUGCUCGCGAUGCUGCACGGCCCGUGUCUUGCCCUUGUCAACUCUGCGCUGGAGCCCAACGAGUCCAUCGAAGCUGCCCUCGUCGCGCUGAAAGACACGCAGCUCGGUCACCAGGCAGCGGCGUCGCACGUGCGAUUUGUGCUCAGCCUUCUCGAGCAGCAGCCGGCGCUCGCUGCGCGCUUCUGGUGGGAGGCCAUCUGGCCGCGCGUGCUCGCGACCAAGAUCUCGCGCAAGACGUCCGACGAUGUUCUUGAGGCCAUCCGCAAGGCUGACCUGACGAAGGCCACCGACACGCGCACUCGCGACUUUGCCCUCCUGCAAGCCGUCGCCGCUGCGCCCACAGACGGCGAGGCGUCUGCUCUCAACGAGGCGCGCGCGCGGGCGAUCAGCAAGGAGCUCGCCGCGACGAACAGAAAGGGCUUUGGCCUGCAUCUCAAUUUCCUGCUCGAGCAGCUGGCCGCCAACAACGGCGCCGGCACACUGCUUGCCCUUCUCACGCUCGAGGCCCUCGUGCCGCUGCUUGACGAGGCCCGCUUCGUCACCGCCGCGUCGCGCGCGCUGUCGGCCGUUCGCCUGGCCGUCGACGACGGCGAGGACGAGGCGUCGCAGGCGGUGUACGCCAAGCCCGGCUCGGCACGCACGGCCCGCAAGCUGCACGCUGCUCUGCUCGUGAGCAUCGCGCGCUCGCUGCCCGUCGACAAUGCCACACCGCUGGCGCUCGGCAGUGCCUCGGGCGUGCGCGCGAUUGCUGAGCGCAUCUAUACGAUCGCCAAUGCCCGCUCGACGCCGCCGGCGCUCAGCCGUCAGGUACUCGCGGUGCUGUUCGGCCGCAUGCGCGAGUAUACGCUGCCCUUCCUGGCCGGCAUCUGGACCGGCGAAGAUGGCCCCCCGGCGGGUCUGCGCUUCAUUGCGCUGCGCCAUGCGCGGGCCUUCGUCAGCGCCUGUGGCCAGCGCGACUUUCAGACUCUUCUGCCGGCGUUCCUGCUUGCUCUCCGCUCGGAGGACGCCUCGCUGCGCCUCGAGGCUCUCGAAUGCCUUGAAGCCGUCGCCAAGCUUGCCACGGACGGCGCCGACGUGUUCUGUCUCGAUGCCGUGUACGGCGUCGAGGCCAGCAAGUCGCUCCUGUACCUCGAGACGCGCGACGUGGCCCGCUUCGCUACGGACGUCGUCGCCGCGAGAGAGGCUUUCCGGCACAACAGCCAGCACGUCACUGCGUGGCUCGCCGAGCACCUCAGCGUCACGCGCAGCGACGGCAAGCGCGACGGGAACUACAAGCGCGCCCUGCUCAGCUGCCUCGCGUCGCAUGUCGUCUCGUGGCCGUCGCCCGCGGCCCGCCUGGCGCUGCUCGACUUGCUGCGCUCGGUGUCGACCACGUCCAAGGUCAAGGAUUUGCAGCCGCUCAUCGCUGCGCUGGUGCGUCAAAACGCUGGCAUGCCGGACGAGGCGUAUGCCGCGCUGCUCUUUGCCGCGUACGACCGCAACUCGCGCACGGCCAUCGAAGACGCCAGCUCUGGCGCAUGGGCACUCAUGCUCGAGGCUCUCGCCAGCCCCGCGGCACUGGUCCAGCGGUCCGCUGCCAAUGCGCUCAAGGAUGGCCUCGCGCCGGUGCUGCGCGGCGCCCAGCUGCGGGAGGCGUUCGAGCUGCUCGCCGGCAUUGCAUCGGACCCGUCCGCCACGCCCGUGCCCGAGGUCGGCCAAGCGCUCGCCAGCCUGCCACUCGACGCUGCGCUCCUGGUGCCGCUUCUGUCCGAUCUGCGCCUCGCGAUCUCGCACGGCGCACUGAGCUCACCGCAGGCCAAGCGCAGCAAGACCAGCCAGGACGGCGACGUGGCCGUCACGCGCAGCGCCGCUGUGCUCACCCGGAUGCUGGAGUCGGCCGUGGGCCGCCCGCUAGAGACAUCGGCGGCGCUGCUGGCCGAGCUGUUCGAGGUUCUGCGCAUCGCCGUCGAGAUGCACACCAGCCGGCUGAUCGAUGCCGAGCUGCUGGUGCAGUCGUCCAUGGCCUGCAUCGCGCAGGCGUUGGAGCGCGUCGCCAAGCCGGGUCUGGAUACCGAGUCCUUCGCGGCGUCCAGCCCAGAGAUCGUGCAGGCGCUGCGCUCCGACACGGUCAUCAACGUCGUCAAGACGAGCAGCAACCCGCAGACAUUCCACCAGGCGCUGCUGCUGCUCGCGCUCAUCGCCACGCUCGACCCCGAGCCGGUGCUGCACAACGCGAUGCCGAUCUUUACAUUCGUCGGCUCGUCGGUGCUGCAGCGCGACGAUGCACUCAGCUUUGCCGUCGUCGAGCGCACGCUGCGCGCCAUCGUGCCGCCGCUUGUCAAGUCGCUCCGCCGCGCCACGGCAGACGCCUCGUACCUGCAGCUGCUGCAGGCCAGCCGGGCGUUCCUGUGCAUCUUCACCGACGCCGCAACGCAUGUGCCGCGCCACCGUCGCACAUUCUUCUUCCGCCUGCUCGUCGAGGUGCUCGGCGCCGCCGACUUUCUCGCGCCCACUGCGAUGCUGCUGGUCGACCGCUCGGCGCACAAGAUCGUCAAGCAGGCGCCGGACGAAGUCGCUGCGACGCUGGCCCUGCCGCUCUCGCUGCUGCAGCCGCACAGCGCCGCGCUGCGCCUGGCCAGCCUGAACCAGGUGUGGGACGAGGCGCUGCGGCUGUGGGCGCAGCGCGCACGCGACCCGACGGCCGCGCAGGAGCACCUCUUUCUCGACCCGCUCACGCGCAUGGACCUCGAGCACACGGGCAAGCAUCCCGAGCCCGCGCGGCGGAUCCGUGCGCUGCUGGCGUACAUUGUUGCGGCGAUCGACGAGCGCGACCUUCGCGAGGCGCUCGAGGAGGAGAGCGUUCCGGCCGCGAUGGAGGCGUUCGUCCAGCGCGCGCUCUCGCUCGCCAACGUGCCGGACGCUGCGAUUGCCGCAUCCGCCCGCCAGGCGCUCGGCAGCAUGAUGGCGCUGGUGCCUGCCGACGUGUUCCUCGCCGUCGUGUUGGAGCUGCUCGGUGACAAGAGCACGGAGCGGCAGCGCAGCGGCCUCGAGCUGCUUGCUGUGCGCCUUGCCGGCCUGCCUGCCGAAGACCGCGCCGCUGCAGCUGCGCAGACGCCGCGUGUCAUCGACGCUGCGCUCGCAGCACUGCAUGGGCCACUGGAAAAGCCUGCGUUGUCCGCGCUGGCGGCGAUUGCCUCGUCGUGCGUCGCAGCGGAGCAGGCGCCGCUCGCAGCGAGCAUCCCCGAGCUGCUCAAGACGGGCGAGCAGGCCCAGCUCGUGCUCAGCCCGCUCUCGCGGCGCCUCGGCUCGCGGCUCAUCCCGCACCUCGCCGCGCUCGUGUCCUUUUGCGUCGAGGCCCCGUCGGUCGGCGCGUUUGGCACGCUGGCCGGCCUGGUCAGCUCGGUGCCGACGUUUAUGGCGACGCACCUCGGCGCCAUCGUCUGGCUGUCCGCCACGCCCGCGCUGCAGGCUGCCGAUGCGCAGACGAGCGAGGCCAAGGCGGCGCUCGUCGAGCUGCUCAACGCCUGUGUGCGGCGCAUUCCCGCGCUGCAGGUCUUCGAGGCGCUCGCCGCCGUGUGGGAUCCGCAGGGCUCCAAGCACCUGCAUCUUGCCGUGCUCGAGCUGCUGCACCGCGUGCUGCGCGCCGGCGACCGCACCGCGAUCGCGAGCAUCUACAAGCCGGUGUUCCGCUUCAUGCUGCGCGUGCUCGACCUGCGGCGCGACUGCACGCUGUCCGCAGCAGACCUGGCCGCCGUCGAGGACCGCUGCGUGGGCGCCUUUGUGCGCAUGGUGCUCAAGCUCAACGAGACGACGUUCCGCCCGCUCUUUCUGCGCAUCUACGACUGGGCUGCGCUGGACCUUGCCGAGGAGGACACGCCGGUCGACGACGCGGCGCUGUGUGCGCGCCGCCUGGUGCUGUACAAGGUCAUCAAUGGGCUGCUCGACGCGCUCAAGGGGCUCGUCGCCAAUUACUAUGCCACGGUGCUCGACCUCAGCGUGGAGCUGCUCGAGGACGGGCGAGUGCCUGCGCCGCUGCAUGCCGCCGUCGUGCAGAGCAUCCUCAAGAGCGCGCGCUACGACGAGGGCACUUUCUGGUCGCCUGUGCGCGUCGCCAAGCUCGUGCCGGUGCUGCUCGCCCGGCUGGCGGGCACCGCGCGCGCCGCCCACGGCGACGCGGUGUCCACCACGUCGGCGCUCUCGCAGACGCUCGCCGCACUGGCGCUCGCCGUGCCCGACGAGCGCAGCAUCAAGCUCAUCAACGGCGGCCUGCUCACCAAGGCGCGCCACGAGGACGCGCGCGUCAAGCUCGCCGCGCUCGCGGCCGUGCGCCAGCUGUGGGCGCAGGAGGACCUCGCGCCGACGCUCCUCGGCCUCGUGCCCGAGACGGUGCCGCACAUCAGCGAGCUGCUCGAUGCCGACGAGCAUGCGGUGCUGGACGCGACGAACGGCGUCGUGACGGCGAUUGAGGGCGUGCUGGGCGAGCCGCUCUCGGCAUACCUGCAGUAGUGAGGGGGCCAAGUGCUGAGAGGGCCAAGUGGUGAGAGGGCCAAGUGGUGAGAGGGCCAGCACGGGCAGGCUGCAGUGAUCCAGCCGAUCACACCUCGGCGGCUCAGCAAUGCUAUGAAUAAAGACAGUGCUU